AUGGUCGUACGCAUACGUCUUGCCCGCUUCGGGCGCGUCAACCAGCCCUUCUACAACAUUGUCGUCUCGCAAGCCAGAACCGCCCGCAACAGCAAGCCCAUCGAGGUCAUCGGCACCUACGACCCAGUCCCCAAGCAAGACCCCUACGACGCCACGACCAAGCUGCACAAGGACAUCCGCCUCGACUCUCUCCGCGCUCGGUACUGGAUCGGUGUCGGGGCGCAGCCGACCGACACCGUGUGGAGGUUACUGUCAAUGGUCGGGAUCCUUGAGCCGAAAUACAAACCAAACGGGGCCGCCAACACGGAAACAGCAGCAAAAUCUCUUAGGGCCCCUCCCGCAACUAAGACAUAA
Colletotrichum graminicola M1.001 is the source of this 354-nucleotide messenger RNA. RefSeq names its product ribosomal protein S16. Gene Ontology annotation, biological process: mitochondrial translation. The coding region runs from base 1 to 354 and encodes 117 amino acids. The transcript has 3 exons. The record is from RefSeq and is a predicted model, not a curated record. Gene Ontology annotation, molecular function: structural constituent of ribosome. NCBI's taxonomy places the organism in Eukaryota, Fungi, Ascomycota, Sordariomycetes, Glomerellales, Glomerellaceae. Gene Ontology annotation, cellular component: ribosome; mitochondrial small ribosomal subunit.